Acytostelium subglobosum LB1 is the source of this 1191-nucleotide messenger RNA. RefSeq lists its product as hypothetical. Lineage: Eukaryota; Evosea; Eumycetozoa; Acytosteliales; Acytosteliaceae. The record is from RefSeq and is a predicted model, not a curated record. Gene Ontology annotation, biological process: snRNA modification. Gene Ontology annotation, molecular function: snRNA binding; RNA methyltransferase activity; O-methyltransferase activity. The transcript is spliced from 2 exons. The coding region runs from base 1 to 1191 and encodes 396 amino acids.
AUGAAUGAUGUUGAUGACACUUCAACAACUUCAACAACCUCAACAACUACAUCAACUACUUUGAAGAGAAAGACAACUGAGGAGAAUGAUAAAGGUGAUAUCACUCAAUCAAAGAAUAACACAAACACAAAUAAGAAGAAUAAGACGACAUCUACAACAACAUCAAUAUCAUCGACAUCAUCGACGAACAACACAACAGAGGAGAAACAACAGGAUCAGCAACAAAAGAAGAAGAAGAAUAACAAGUAUAAAGGAGAUUUCAUUUAUGGAAACUAUAGGAGAUACUAUGAUUAUAGAAUUGAGAAGGAUAAGGAGGACCCAAGAAUGUCAGUGUUGCCAAAGGAGUUGUUCUAUAAUAAGAUGUGUUUGGACGUUGGCUGCAACAGUGGUCUGGUCACACUAAAGAUUGCCAGAGACUAUCAAUGUGAUCAUAUCAAGGGUAUUGACAUUGAUCAUCAGCUCAUCAAGGAUGCCGUUAGGAAUCUAAAGACAAUGCAGACGGCACUGGGCACCAAGCCAUCCUCCUCACAUCAUGGCACCAAGUCACAGGCGAUAACUCAGGAGACCUCAGACACAUCUUCGACAUCGACGUCGACAACAUCGGAGACAACAUCCACUACUACAUCCACGAAUGGACACACCAAUGGCAAUGACAAUGGCAACGGCAAUGGCAACAGUAAUGUCAUCAACACAAGUGACACAGACUUUGUCCCAAUAUCAUUCAAAUACAUCAAACCAACGACGACUACGACAGCGACCGCGACUGCACCGACACAAAAGCUGCCAAGACAAUUCCCUCAUAACAUAUCAUUCAUUCAUCACAACAUCAUGGCAGACUCUUCAUUCGAUCGCGACAACUCACUAGAUGUCAUCCUGGCGCUCAGUGUCACCAAGUGGCUACAUCUGAAUUGGGGUGACAAUGGCAUCAAAUCAUUCUUCAACAAGGUCUACAGAAUGCUCAAGCCUGGAGGCUCCUUCAUCAUGGAGCCACAAGAGUUCCAAGGAUACAAGAGAAGACAAAAACUAUCACCUGCCAUCAAACAGAACUACUCGGCCAUUCAGUUCAAGCCUGAACAGUUCAUUGAGCACCUUACCAAUGUAGUUGGAUUCAAAUCUUGCGAAGAACUACAGACUCCCGAUGGUGUAAGGUUCGCUGGAUUCAAGAGGAACAUCUAUCGAUUGAUUAAAUAG